Messenger RNA from Orcinus orca (killer whale), 6331 nucleotides. RefSeq names its product chromosome 6 C8orf58 homolog (gene C6H8orf58). NCBI's taxonomy places the organism in Eukaryota, Metazoa, Chordata, Mammalia, Artiodactyla, Delphinidae. The coding region runs from base 4428 to 5714 and encodes 428 amino acids. The record is from RefSeq and is a predicted model, not a curated record. The transcript is spliced from 6 exons.
CUCCCGACUGAAGACACCCACUCCUGUUAGUGGAGGGUCGUGCUCUUCCUGGACCCUCUUUUAAAGAUGUGUGUUUUAUUGGGAUGAUCCCUGGUAGAGGAAUGAGUUUCUCACUGGGAGCCCGAGAGGGGAAGGGUUGCUAGAGGGCCGGCAGCAAACAGGAAGCAGGCCCUGAGACUCCUGCCCAGGCCCGUCUCCGUGAGACAGUUUCUGCGCUGGCGCUCUGUGCCCCUUGCUUUACUUGGUUUGGAGGCUGCUUGCCCUGCUGAUGCACCCGGGGAGCUCGGUGGGCCAGAGAGGGGGCAACAUCUAAAGAACCUCCUGCGCCUGCCUGAGGCUGUUUGCACCCGUUUGAGAAGGCUUAUCCCAGGAGUAACCUUGGACAGGGCUGUGAGUUAGCUUUCCCUGGGAGGGACAACCCUGCAGCGCCCCUACCCUGAGGACCGACACCCUCCAAACCAGGGUUGGUCUGCCUGCCCCUUCCCCGGGAGCCCCAGCUGGCUUCGCUGGUGGUUGAUUUGAAAGCUGCCGCUAGGCAGGGCAACAGUGGUCCUCUGCCCGACUUUUGGCUUGAUUCACCCAUCACUCCCAGUCCUAAUUCCAGAGGACACUUCAGAAAGGUGCAUGGGUGCUGCUGGGUGCUCUAGACCUACCCUAUCGCCCACUCAGCCUGAGGGAAAAGAUCAAAGCUGGGCUUCAGAGGCUGCUUUGUGCUAUCUGGCUCUUUUGGGAGGGAAUCUUGGCAGAGACUGUGUAGUAUUGCCUCCCCAGGCACCUUGAUGUAAUUUACACCUUGCUAUAAUUGUCUCACCUUUUGCCUGGAUGGCUGUCUUUAUUUUCAUAGGAAAGAUCAAGGCUGUCUGCGGCUCAGGAGUUGUCAGGCCAGAACUGUCUGGUCCCAAGUGGGAUGGGCUCCUUGGCGCCACCUAGUGUCAGGUGUAGCCCUUGGCGGGGAGAAUGCUCACAAAAGGGAUUCACUCCUCUGUAAAUUCUCAGGUCCUGGCACAGUGGGAGUACAGAGAUAGAGCACUUUUCUGGCUUUCCUAAAGAUAAUAGUCAAGUGGCAGCGACUGAGAUGGCAUGAAUGAAAUAAUGUUACAUGGUACUGAGUGUAAAGAACUCGUGCGGAACAGACAGGAGCGCCCUGAGAGUUCAGAGCAGGGGCCGUGGGUGUGAGAGGAAGAAAGGACACAGACAGAUGGAGGAGAGAAAUGCAGAGUGAGGGGCUGAGUGCAAGUGGCAUGAUCAGUUUAGGGCAGUGACUGAAAGCGACACUGAGAUAAGAUUGGAAAGGAAGAUGGGAGCCUUGAAUAUUGUAAGAUAUGGUUUGAAUUUCUCCUUGCGGCUCUAGGGACACUGAAAAAUUUUCAGCAGGUGACAGGUUGGAAAAGGGUGUGUUAGAAUCUUAAUAUGGUCACAUCUUCGCCUGUAACAAACCAUGCUGGGCUAGCAGUGCUCUAAGGAAUGGGGAACAAAGGGGGAGUGGAGGCCCAUGGGAAAUGGGUAGGCCAGUGAGUUGUUGAAUGCCUUUCGAAGAGUGGACGGGGGUUCAAGCUAAAAUCCACCUCUCUGUGUCAGCGAGCUCUCCUCCCCGGGGCCAGAGGGUUUCAGCAUCAGAGCUCUCUGCAGCCACACAACUAGCCUGAGCUUGGGGGUGAACUUCUUCGGAAGACGGAGUUAUUAGUCCACCUCAUUUGUCAGCAGAGGAGGUUGGGGGCGGCCUUUGGUCUCUGCCCAGCUGUGUACACCCACCCCCUUUGACCCAGACGUGCUGGGGUGGGGAGGGGGCACCGCCCAAACACGCGGCUGUUAUUUGUCCAGUGCUGUGCCCUUUUUACUUUUUCUUCAUUUUGGGGAAUAACUUCAGAAAUGAUGACAGAUUCGAGUUAGAAGCGACCUGAGAGAGCGUCUGAUACAGGCUGCUAUUAGAGAUGAGAAAACGACUUUCCCAAAGUGACACCAAUAGAUAAUUCUAAAGUGCUUUAAACUCCAGUCCUCACCAUUCGGAAGUAGGUACUGUUGUCAUGCUUGUUGUGUAGAUGAAGAAAGCAACGACAGGGAGGCUAAGUCGCUGGUCUAAGAGCUCCUAGCAGUAAGGGGAGGGUGCAAAGGAUGAGCCAGGAGCCUGACUCCUGGGUUUCUGGUUUGCCCUGGGGUGCGCUUGCCCUUCCCUUCCAGGCCGUAAGGGAGGUCACCACAGCUUCCAGACAUAUCUCAUCUGGCAGGAGCUGCCCUAGGCUCUUGGCUUUGCCCUUCCUCGCACAGGGCCUAGCUCAGCGCUGAGCUGGCAGGAAGCAUGCUUCCUGAAGCUGGGAUUUCCCCGUGGAGGCUGGGAGGCAACGAGCAUCCCUGGCCUCAGCCUGAAGGAUGACUCUGCUGGGCUACCAUGUGUCUCAGGAACUCACGGUAGCUGCUCAGCCCUCAGCUGGGCAGCGAGGGGGUGGCCGUGCCGCCCCUCCCAUUCCUCGAAGCAUCACUCAAAGGGAGAUGAUUCUCCUCUGGUAGGUGGGGUGAAGGAGAAACAGCCCUCCGGGCGGUGAAGGCCUGGCCCAGCUCCGGGCCUGGGGCUGCCACAGUCAGGGCAGCAGAAGGCAGAGGGGAAGGCAACAUGUUGGCCCUCAACUGCGAGGGAUCCCAGCGGCCCUGAAGAUUCCGGCAUAACUGCAUGGAGAGGGGAGAAUGGCCUGAAGGGGAGUGUGCUCUGUGUGUGUGUGUGUGUGUGUGUGUGUGUGUUCGGUGUGUGGUUUGAGCCCACACAGAGCCUUGUGCUGAGACACUGCAUUCCUGCUGGCUGGGCUUCCUGCUCCAGAUGCAUUCCUGCCCCAGAGUCACCACGGAGACUGCUUGGAAUCUGGCCCUACAUUCUCCAAAUUCAGGACAAGAUCCGGCAAAGGGUCCCUCACUUUACCUCCCCAUCCUCUGACUUUGGAGGGAGGAAGCCACCUGAUGGCCAGCCCUCCUCCUCUCCUCCCCAGGGAGGCCUGGCGUGGGGUCUUCACGGGCUGUUGGACUUGGGUAAAGCAGUGCCCCCAGGCCCAGGUCUCCCUCUCUGUACCUGGGAAAGAGGAAGGUGGGGGGCAGUGCUUUCCAGGGGGAUAGGGUUGGGAGGCGGCAACCCAGAGAGCCCGCAGCUAGCAGGGAAGAGGUUGGCCUGAAAGAUCAAGGUGUUAAGAGAGGCCCUCACUCUUCCCCGGGCUUAGCUGUAGGCCUGUUUCCCAGGAGUGAGAAUGUUGUAGUUCGUGACUCUCACUGCUGACGGCUCCUGCGUACGGUGCUGGCAGAAGGGAAGGAGGGAGCUGGAGGUGGGCAGACUGUCUUCUCCCUCCCAGUUAAUAACCACUUGCUCCCAACGCCUCCAGCUCCAGCUCCGGCCCCCUCCCCCAGAGGCUCAGGUGCAAGUUUGCACGUCCGCCAGCUCCCUUAUCUCCCUCCAGGGAAUUUAGGUCCUGCUGGGAGUUUUCCAGCCUGGUGGUCGCCUUCCUCAGGAGGCUGAGGUUUCCUUAGGAGGCCACCAUCCCAUCUGGUCACCAGGCUGUCUCACCGUCAGUGUCUGCCUGGGCUGCCGGCCCCCUUUCAGGGUGGUUGGGGGGUGGAAUCCCACGGACCCACAGAGUUCGGGGGCGGGGACCGGAGAGCAUUUACACUUCCAGCACCUCAGGCUUGCCCUCCUGUCCCCCCUGUUUCGCUUCCCCGGAUCCUGAAGCCCCCUCCCCCCGCGCCAGCCCCCAGCUUUAGGGUACCCGGGUGAGGAAGAGAUAUGGGAGGAGGAGGGGGUUCAGAUCUAGCCCAGAACCCAAGGCGCUCUGCAGUUGUUGGAAAGGAUCUUCCUGUGCCGGGAGUCACUUCCCCCUUUGAUCGCGCCAGGUUUCUGAGUGGCUGAGUGACUUGCCCCAAGGCACACAGCUGGGAGCUCGGGUACGCCGGUGUCCAGGUCCGCUCUCCUCCCUCCGCCGGCACGUGCGGCUCCAUUUCCUUCCGCGCUCGCGUCCGGUCGCCGCCGCCCCCCAUCCCCGCCCGGGUUCAUUUCGGCGGCAGGAAGACAGACCCCGCUUGGAAACCGAGGGCGGGGUGACCCCGCGCCACGAACCUGACGGCGUCUCCGGGCAGGGCUCCCCGCUCCUCGUCCGGGGUCGGCAGUGCGGGGCCGCCCGGGGCCCGAAGGACGGCAGAUCGGGGCCCGCGCCCCGCCGGCACUGGGGGCGGGGGGCUGGGACCAGGCCCCGCCCCCGCGGCCCCUCUCCGAGCGCCCGCACACCUGCGCACCCCUCCCGCCGUCCCUCCCCCAUCCCCGCUGGGAGUGUCCGGGGGCCUCGCCCAGCCAGGUCCGGACGCGCACCCGACAGCAGCGCGGGGACGCCGGCCGGGAUCGCUCCGUCCGGCUGCAGCGGCCACGGCCGGGGCGCCGUGUCGGGGCCGGGAUUGGGGCCAUGCUGGGCCGGCGGCGCGUCUUCGCCGUGAAGCCGCUGGGCGGCCGGGAUGGGGCUGGCGAGGACCUGGCACGUGGUUGUGUAGUGCCUGGAGUCACCAGCACCUACAGACGGAUCCCGGAUGCUGCUCCAGGGUGGUCGGCAGACUCCUGCAAGGGGCAUGGCCGGCUGAGAGCACCUGGGAGGCAGGUGCCGCUUCUCAAACUGGCCUCCCAGGACUCAGGAGUGGAGAUGGCGGUUGGGGACAGGUCCCUAGCCACCUCCCCGGGCCUUUCUCAAGACUCUCUGAACUCUGAGCCCAUGCAGAACGCUGAGCCCCUGGCCCUGGGUGCCACGGAGCCUCCUGCCCGCCUAAGCCGGCUUCUAGCCAGCCGUAAGCUGGAGCAGGUGCUGGAGCGGUCCCGCCAGAUCCCGACUUCCUCUGCCAGCUUGUCACAUUACCGCUCCCCAAAGCCGCCAAGCCACCCUGAGUAUGAAAUGCCCCUUUUUGGAGCAGGAGGACAGGAGGCCACCAAGGCAGAGAGUGACCUAGAGGCAGGCCUGGAAGAAGCAGAAGUGGUGGGGGGCUUGGGGCCUGAAGCCUGGGCCUGCCUCCCAGGGCAGGGUCUUCGCUACCUGGAACACCUGUGCCUGGUACUGGAGCAGAUGGCGAGGCUGCAGCAGCUCUGCCUGCAGCUGCAGACUCAGAGGGCCCCUGGGGUGAGUGAGCUGUGGGCAGUCGGGCCAGCGGGCAGGCAGGUGAGUGGGGGAUGCAGAGGAUGGGGGGGACCCCUGGAACCAGGACUCCCUUCAGAACAGCCUCAGCCCUCUAGCCAGGCCCUGAAAGCCCGUCUCUCCUGUGCGCAGGAUCCUAAAGAGGAGGAGCCGGCCCUGGCGCCUUCACCUCCACCCUCUCACGCCCCGGGCAGUGAGGUACACGGGCGGUGGGAGCGGCUCAGCCAGACAGAGGAGACAGGAGCAAGCACAGCUUCACCCCCAAAGGUAGGGGUGCCCAGCGCCAGCCCUUCCAGGCUGUCAGAGGCCCUGGCAGAGCCAGCUCACACCUUUCCAUCCUCCCAGGGGCACAGGCGGGAUCUCUCCCACUGGAACAAGGUCAAGGUCCUGCUCAACCGGAUCCGGUGGAGGAGCCCUCGACCUGCUGAAGCCGCUGCCCCUCCUGAUGGCUCUGCCCCCAGGAUUGCAUCAAGGGACCUCCCUGAAAGGCCUCCAGGCCAAACCCUCCAGAAGACCUUUAUGCCAUCAUUAGUGGUUAAGAAGCAACGAGCAAAAAACCUUACUGUAUGCUGAGACUUCCUGGUGCAGGGAUGUAACCCCAGCUGGGGGGAGUGCAGUGAAGUCUUCUCCCUUGCCCUCUGCCCUGUUGCUGCUUCUGGGCACUGCCAGGAAAAGCUGUUGAGCCUCAGUUUUCUCUCUGAGGCAAGGGCUGAGUCUUUCUCCUCUGAGCAGCCAAGGAACCCUGGGUCCCUGAGAGGCCCCAAGGUGCAGCAGCUCUCGGGCUCCUCCCUGGUUGCCAGAAAUCCCUGGGCUUAGGCAAUGUGAACUUACUGAUUCAUCUGGCGUCCGUGGAGUGUGUUUGGCGUGGCGAUCUGUCAGGGCCCAGCGUGUCGCUGGGGACUGUGGGACUGUCAGUGUUGUGAACUGGCUGGAUCCAACCAUCUCUCUGGAAUCAUGCACUCAAAGAGUCAGUCUUCAGGGUGAGGUAACUGCAGAACGAUGGACUUGACCUUCACUCCUGAGCGGACAGUUACUGAUCUGGAGUCCUCCCUUCCUCCUCAUACUUGCACGGGCAGCCCCAGGACAGAGAAGGGUGCUUUCUUGGCUGCCUCUGCAUUGAAUCUUGCCUGAAGACUGCACCAGGGAUGGGAGUCAAGGACAACAUGGGGAACAGCAGAGUAAUCUUCAAG